This is a messenger RNA of Poecilia reticulata (guppy), 4541 nucleotides long. It is a transcript of the gene valopa, whose product is annotated as vertebrate ancient long opsin a. Gene Ontology annotation, cellular component: membrane. Gene Ontology annotation, molecular function: G protein-coupled receptor activity. NCBI's taxonomy places the organism in Eukaryota, Metazoa, Chordata, Actinopteri, Cyprinodontiformes, Poeciliidae. Gene Ontology annotation, biological process: visual perception; G protein-coupled receptor signaling pathway. The record is from RefSeq and is a predicted model, not a curated record.
UGGAUUCAGCUGCCCUGCCGCCGCUUCUCCUCAGGGCAGCAGCAGUGAUGCAGGCGCUGCCUCUAUAUAAGACCCUCCAAGAUGCUUCCACCAUCAUCAUCAUCAUCAUCAUCAUCGCCUUUGACUGCACCUCACACCUUCUGCUCCAGAGCCCCACUUUUACGGUAGCGACUGUUUGAUUCUGUCUGUCUGUGGCGCUUUUUGCGAUGUCCGGAUUCCAGCAGAAGUUUGAGGAAGCGGAGCGCCGCAGCGCACAGGACGCGCGGCGCAGCCACAGUCUCCAGGACUGACUCCGGAGGGAAGUUUUUGAACAUGGGGAAAGGAGAGCAAGCGGGAUUUUCUACCCUUUAAGGCGUCACAUCCCCGGGCGUGGACAAUGGACACCCUGAGCCUGUCAGUGAACGCGGUCUCCUCCACCGUGGCAGCGGAGAUCCCCACCACCGACGACCCGUUCAGCGGACCCAUCAAGAACAUCGCGCCGUGGAACUUCACCGUCCUGGCCGUUGUCAUGUUCGUGGUCACCUCGCUGUCUCUGACCGAAAAUUUCCUGGUCAUGUUUGUCACUUUCAAGUUCAAGCAGCUCAGACAGCCGCUGAACUACAUCAUAGUUAAUCUGGCCAUCGCGGACUUUCUGGUGUCCCUCACCGGCGGACUGAUAAGUUUCCUGACAAACGCCCGGGGCUACUUCUUCCUGGGGAGGUGGGCUUGUGUCUUGGAGGGCUUUGCCGUCACUUUCUUUGGGAUCGUGGCCCUGUGGUCCUUGGCCGUCCUGUCCUUUGAGCGCUUCUUUGUGAUCUGUCGGCCGCUGGGGAACAUUAGAUUGCAAGCCAAGCAUGCCAUCCUGGGCCUGCUGUUCGUGUGGACGUUUUCCUUCAUCUGGACCUUCCCUCCUGUUCUGGGCUGGAACAGAUACACUGUGAGCAAGAUCGGAACCACCUGCGAGCCCGACUGGUAUUCAACCAACAUAACAGACCACAGUUAUAUCAUCACUUUCUUCACCACUUGUUUCAUUUUACCACUUGGAGUGAUUUUCUUCUGCUAUGGGAAGCUCCUCAGGAAGCUCAGAAAGGUAUCUCAUGGCCGUCUGGCAACUGCCAGAAAGCCCGAGCGGCAGGUGACCCGUAUGGUUGUGGUGAUGAUUGUGGCGUUCAUGGUGGGUUGGACCCCUUACGCAGCCUUCUCCAUACUGGUCACAGCUUAUCCCACUAUUGAGCUUGACCCAAGGGCGGCUGCCAUCCCGGCUUUCUUCUCCAAAACAGCCGCCGUUUACAAUCCAAUCAUCUACGUCUUUAUGAACAAACAGUUCAGGAAAUGCCUGAUCCAGCAUUUUACCGGCAUGGGAACCAUCCCAGAAAGCAACAUGAAUCAGACCACAGAACGACCCGGAAUUACUGCCGAGAGUCACACGGGGGAAAUGUCUGCCAUCGCAGCCCGCAUCCCUGUAGGCGGCACCGUGUCUCCCAGAUCCGAUGACUCUCCAACUGACUGUGGCUCCUUUGCUCAGCUUCCCAUCCCAGAGAACAAAGUGUGCCCAUUGUAACUGCAAGCCUUCUUCCAUUAGGUGUCAUUUUUCCUCCCUAAGAGUGAAUAUUACCAGUCUGUCAUCCAGCUACAGUGUGCUUCAGAAACUCUGCGGACUCUAAGAGAAGUUCAGAUAAUUAGUCAAUGUCUUGGCUAUACUUUGAGGGCACUGGGCACUUUUGAAGAACCUUCAUUGUUCUCUGGAACUGUGGAAAAGUUUUGUGCUUUAGCCUGUUUUGGUAGUUCGUUAUAUUUUGUUUAAAAUAGGGCCAGAAAAUAGCAGUAACAGAUAUAUUCAGCCUUUGCCCAGUAGGCCACUUGUAAAUACUGAAUACUCCUUUCUCUUCUUCUUUUUCUCCUUGUCCCUGACGCACUUCCUGUUUAUGAAUCACAUCAGAGGGCACUUCAAUUCAACUUCAUAGUGCCUGCCUUUAAAUCUCAGUGUAGCAGUGGAUUGAAAAAUCUCGACAUCAGUAAGUUAAGGAAUGGUCAGCGUAUUUCAAAAACCACAGUGCAUCCAGGCUUUCAUCUUGUCCUUGCCCUCUCCUUUGAAGCCCCUUGAUAGCGUCUGCAUAGAAAAUGUUGAUUUCCUAUGCUGUUUUCAGUGUUUGCUUUGGCAGCAAGCUUCAGUCAGCUUUUUGUGUCAAAAGCACGAAGCAGUCUUUGAAUUGGGAGUUCUUCUCUUUUUUUAUUUUAGUGUUUAUUGCACAGACUAGUUUGGGCCAAGGCUUUCAUCUUUAUUGAGUAUGGUCGAGUUGUCUCACCAGUCUGCCACUGUUUCUUUUGCAGUUUUAGAGUCUGCUAGCAAGAGAUUAGGAAAUAUGCAACACUGCAUAUGAACAGCACUUGUCUAACAAGAAGCUCUAAAAACUUACUGGCCACUUUAGUACGGACAACUGCUCAUUUGUUUAUUGUUAGAAAAUAAUGUAAUGCAAAAAUAUUUCUACUGCAGCAGACGUGCCUAUUUUCUGGACACAUUGCUCCAGAAAAUAGGCCAGAUACUCUGUACUCCAGAUACUCCAGAGUAUCUGCAGGUUCCAGCAGUUCAAAUUUAAGACUUUUUAAAUGCUGCUUUGAAAGAAAUAUUACAUAAAUGCCACUUUGAAUAAAAUUUAAGACAAAAAAAAAAACUAUAAAUAUAUGGGAUGGUCCGGGAAUCCUGCUGAAUUACAAUCAAGCAUAGCAAAAUGUUUUACAUUUCUAGGGUCUUUUUGUAGCUCUUGGCAGCAUCUUUGUGCUUCUUGUCCUCACAAUGCAAAUGUGUUUUUUCACAGAAUGCACCUAGCCUCGUAUGGGUUCGCAGCAGAAGUAACCCAGAAGCCGACCGGCGAUAAAUUUUACGCUUAAAGGGUUCGACACAGGCAGAUCGACGCCACUCCCUUUCCAUUCAUUUUCUAUGAAAUGUAUACAAUGAGGGGACAGUCGCUUGCCCAGUCAAGCAACUGAUGACAUGCAUGUGAAAUUUUGCUCAUAAAUGUAGAGGUGACAAGAUGAAAGAUUUUCAACUUUUGUCACGGUUGUCACUAUUGCUAUUGUUAGAUUUCACCCCAUCAUUUGUCGCUCCCAUCACCUGAAAUAUAAAAGGCUAGUUAGCUAGCAAGGGUGUAUUAGCAGCUAGUUAGCGGUAGCCUCAAUCCAAACUGAUUGCUACAAAACAAAAUGAAGAUGUCGACGCACAACUAAAACUUCUGCAAUAUGGAAAGUCAAACAAAAAACAAUUCAUAUGAGAAUAUACAAAAGGAAAUAGUCCUGUCAUGACAUAAUUUAAGGCUUGAGAUAGACAUAUCUAAAGCCAGCUUGUAAAUUUAAGAUUUUUUAGGACCUUAAUUUUAGAUGCAUGAAUUUAGGACUUUUUAAGAAUGCACAGACACCUAUUACCAACUGAGUGUUGUACAAAUACUUUAGCCUUCCUGACUAUUGUUGCUCAGCAUGUCCAUUCCUUCAUGAUCCACUUGUAUCCAACAUCUGGCAUCUCCUUCUCCCAGGUAACAAAGCUCAAAUCAUUCUUAGACAAGACCGUUUUUUCACUGUACUCCAAUGUUCUCUGCAGUCACUGAAUCACAGUCCAACACAACUCCUUUUGGAUAUCGAGCUGACAAAUCUACAACAUGUCUGAUGCCAAAAUCUCAUAAGUGUUGACAAUACCUUGCUAAAUGUAUGUCAAAUGUAAUAAAGACGAUUCUAAGGGACAAACUGGAUCAAACCCACUAUUAGCACAAUGUUCCCUGAAUGUUGGGAAACCAGGUUGCUAAGUGUAGUCACUGUGACAAAAAUGCAGUGGACUAGAGUUGCUUUGAUAAUUAGCCAUAAUUUCUAUGUUAAGCAAAAAUCAAAAGCAAUACCGAAGUCAAAUGAUGUCCAACGAACUAGCACCGAAGCUUUAGCUACAACAGGUGUAGCAGAGAGUGUUGCUAAUUGCUGGACUUUGUGUUGCAUGUUUGUUCACUGUUAUUUGGUAUAUGUCAAUCACUGUUAUCUGCUGCACAAUGAUACUCUAUGUAUGAACAAUAUAACAUUAUGGUGUCUGUGUGUCCCAGUCAUGUCAGGCAGUUCUAUUCAAAAUCACAUCAUGAGGGUGUGUACAUCUGUGCUAUAUUUAUUGUGUUACAUUAAUGUAAUCAUAACAGUAUGAGGCCAUGGUGAUCACAAAUGCUAAGUUUGGUGACAUCCUUCAAUAAUAUUACUACAGUAUGCAUCUCUUUUGAAAUGGGUAAAAGUGGUUUUAAAUUAUCCAAACAACGUUUAACUAAUGUAAAUGAUCUUUGUUUGCAUGGGUGAAAUGAACUUGCUCCUUUGGGUGUUUCAGAGUAGAGUCACUUACUCCUGUGUAUCGACAGGAGUCAGUAGGCUGAAUCUUGGCUUUAGAAUGCUACAUCUUCUUAGAGAAACCAGUUAGACCACCAGAAAUGUUGUACUGUUCACAUAAAAUGUCAAAUUUGUAUUCUAAAUGUGCUGUUUGCAUCAUUGUUUUUCAAUCUCAAAUUACAGUUUGCUCAUGCUGUUUGUUGAUUCUCUCCUUU